AAUUCUGCUCUUCUUCUUCCCGCUGCAGCCACCCGAAGAAAAAAAAAAGGGAAACCCAGCCAUGCCUUGGAAAAUUGGUAAGGAAGCUUGGUAUUUUCCCCUUCCUUUCUUGUUCUAGAACACACCUAGAACCCAGAAAUCUUCCCCCCCUACUGGAAAAGCCGGAUCUGCCCUGCUCUACUUUGUCCUUCCGCUGGUUGCUCUUGAUUAUGGGUGAUUUCUGGGCAUUUUUUCGAUUGCGUGAUUCUUCCCUGCAAUGCCGUCGGCUUUCCCCCUCUACUAGGUUCGGUUUUUGCUUGCAAUUUCUGGUAUGUGACAGCCAUUUAAGGCUUAAAUUAUCCAUUUAAAGUUGCUGCUUUGUGAUGUCCGAAUUUGGCUAAAAAUGGGGGAUAAUUCCGGUAGCUUUAGGACCAUGAUUAAGCACUAAUUCAAGUGGGAUUUAUGUGAUUGAGUGUUAAUUGAUUGCUGUGAUUUUUGGAGUGAAAUCCCGUGAGAUUAGCUAGUGUGUUGGCCAAUUUUUGGAAGUGCAGUUACUGUUCAUGUCGGGGUUACUGUUCACGUCGUGGUACUGUUCACGGAUAUUUGAUCAUGUGGAGAUUGAUAGGAAUAGCAUCGGCAUUAGGAGUGAUCUUAAUGAUGAUUUCAGUGUGAAUUUGUGAUAGUCCGAUAUUAAUUGUGGAAUAUUUUGAUUAGGUUCCUGAUCGUUCUGUCAGUUAGUACGUGAAUUGAGUGCUCGGUUUUAUGCAAGUGAGGUAAGUAGAUUAUGGUAAUGCCCUUCGAUUUUAAAAGCAUGUUUCGAUUUGUUUUUGAAGUGGUGGCGGGACUAAACCCGUUUUACACAAGUAUGACUGAUUUGAAGUGAAAUGUUUUGUGCUUUUCAUUAAAUUUAGCAUGCCUACUUGAAAUUUGAUUGAUUGUCCUGAUGAUCUGAAAGUGAUUAGCGAAUUAUGAUUUUUCUGUUAACUUCUGCCUGUUUUGUCUCCGAUAUGGUCAUGUUAUUCGUGUGCCCGCUAGUGGGAGGUUUAUAAACGCUAGCACAUGUCGACAUGUUAUUGAUAGAACCCGUUCGUUCGAGUGACCCUGCUAGUGGGGGUUAUACACCAGCAAAUCGUGUGCCCGCCAGUUAGAGGUUUAUAAACGCUGGCCAUGACCUAUAGAGGAGACGUCUAUUUCGUUCCCGUACUGUAUUCGUUUUGCGUGAUUGCACAUGUGGCAUGCUAUAAGUUUAAAUAAGGGGCACUCCAUAUUUACUUACUGAGUUUAUCUCAUAGUUUUCCUUGUCCACCAUUUCAGGAAAUGAAACCGAGGACGGGGAAACCACGGGAAGUGACGAGUUAGAAAGCUAGCCAUUUCGAGAUUGAUAUAAAUUUUAGAAAUAAAUCAUGAUCUUGUAUUUGGAGAUUUUAUGAUAUCAGAGAGAUUUUAUAAUUUGAUCUUCAGAUUUUGAUGGUAUCAGAGUGUGAAUGUGAUAAGUUCCGAGCCUUGUGCAUUUGUGGGACCCGUCUCACGAGUGCAUGGCGUCUGUCG
This is a messenger RNA of Rubroshorea leprosula, 1527 nucleotides long. The record is from the annotation of a GenBank genome assembly. NCBI's taxonomy places the organism in Eukaryota, Viridiplantae, Streptophyta, Magnoliopsida, Malvales, Dipterocarpaceae.